AUGUAAUCUGCAAAGAAACCUAUUACAGUGCAUUUCUUAUGUUAAGAACUUACAGAAGAGCGUAAAUAAGCAGAUUCCCAUAAAUUACCCUUGAAAUACGAGUUAGAAUUGCUAGAAGGUUAUAAACUAUUAGAGCAGUAUGUAAAAAAUUGUGGCUAUGAAACCUGUAUAAAUUUCUUAUCAUUAGACAAUAUGGCAGAAAAACUAACACAGCUUAAACUUAACAAUGAUAUUAAUAGCAUGAUUUUCUUUAACCUAUGUGAGGGCACCGAUGAUGGAGAGGGUGGUGAUGGUUACCCAGGAAUUAGUCUUGUGCGUCUUCUGCAGGAAAUGGGGCUUAAUUAUACUGGCUCUAAUGAGUAUUUCUAUAAUUGCUCAACAUCUAAAGUUUUAAUCAAAGAAGCCCUACUCACCAACGGAGUUGCAACUUCAGCCUAUGUCGAAAUUAACAAAUCCACCAUUGAUUAAGAUGUUAGGAAGGCAGUGGAAUAAGUCGGUUUUCCAUUAUUUGUAAAGUUAUCAUGUUCUUAAGCAAGCAUUGGAAUAUCAAGGAAGUCGAUUUGUCGGACCUUUGAGGAAGCAGUGCUGCAAUGCUAAGAAAUUUUCAAGUUGGAUGUAAGCAAAGCUGGAGUCUUUAUUGAAAGCUUUCUACCAGGUCGAGAGUUCACAGUUUUGAUUGCAGGGGACAAGCAAAGAGGAACCAAAAUUUACUUACCGGCCGAACGUGUUUUCAACGAGUCACUCGAGAAUGAUCAAAAGAUUCUGGACUUUGACAGUUAUUGGAUUGGGUAUGGUAUUCAUGAAAACGAAAAAAUUCCAGAAGAAAAAGAUUGUCUGUACAAGUAUUGCGCAGCUCCUGAAGAAGCAGUAGAUAUGCUGAAGAAUCUGGCACGAGAUGCAUAUUUAGCUAUGGGAGGAACUGGCUAUGGGCGCGCCGACAUUCGCACAAACCUUAGAGACCUAAAGGACCCGAAUUGUAAAGCAUUCAUUCUGGAGGUUAACGCUUAGCCUGGUUUUUCAUUUGACCCUUUAACAACAUCGAUGGGCGCUAUCCUUGCUUUAGAGAAAAUUGAACCAUUCGAAUUUAUUCAAACAGUUAUUGAAUAUGCAAAUGGACCAUCCUCACAGACAUUAUGA
This is a messenger RNA of Stylonychia lemnae, 1137 nucleotides long. The record is from the annotation of a GenBank genome assembly. NCBI's taxonomy places the organism in Eukaryota, Ciliophora, Spirotrichea, Sporadotrichida, Oxytrichidae.